ACAUUCACCAAGAAAAAGAGAAAGACAGAGCACGAUAAAUAGCUUUAGAAGACAAACACAGAACAACAGAACACAACCAAACAGUUUAAGGUAAUAAACUAAGCUCCAACCCACUCUCGUCACCAUCAUCAUCAUCAUUCUUGUCUCAAAUCAAACCAAAGCUUCCUGUUCAAUCUUCACCAUCACCACCAUUCUUGUUUGAAUUCAGAAACUCACACAGAAUGGGAGACAAGGAGGUCAAAGAAUGGAAGAGGAAACAGAAAGGUGGAUUCAGAGCUUCCAUGUUUGUCUUUGCAUUGUCAGCAUUGGACAACAUGGGUUUUGUGGCCAACAUGGUGAGCUUAGUUCUCUACUUUAUAAUGGUGAUGCACUUUGAUCUGGCCAGCAGUGCCAACACUCUGACAAACUUUAUGGGUUCAACUUUCUUGCUCUCUCUUGUUGGUGGUUUCAUCUCGGAUACCUACUUGAACAGACUCACCACAUGUUUGCUCUUUGGAUCACUCGAAGUUCUGGCUUUGGUAAUGCUGACAGUUCAAGCUGGUUUAGAUAGUCUACACCCAGAAGCAUGUGGCAAGUCAAGCUGUAUCAAAGGAGGUAUAGCAGUCAUGUUGUACACAUCACUGGGUUUGUUGGCAUUGGGUUUGGGUGGAGUGAGAGGAGCCAUGGUUGCAUUUGGUGCUGACCAAUUUGAUGAGAAGGAUCCAGUUGAAGCAAAAGCUCUUGCAACUUUUUUCAAUUGGCUUUUGCUUAGUUCAACUCUGGGCUCAGUUGUUGGGGUAACUGGGGUUGUGUGGGUUAACAUGCAAAAGGGUUGGCAAUGGGGAUUUUCCAUAAUAACUGUUGCUUCCUCCAUUGGUUUUCUGAUCCUUGCUCUUGGUAAACCAUUUUACCGCAUCAAAGCUCCUGGUGACAGCCCCAUUUUGAGGAUUGUUCAGGUUAUUGUUGUGGCUUUUAAAAACAGAAAUCUACCACUGCCAGAGUCUAAUGAGCAACUUUAUGAGGCCUAUAAAGAUGCUACAGUAGAGAAGAUUGCACACACUAACCAGAUGAGGUUUCUAGAUAAAGCUACAAUUCUUCAAGAAAACUUUGAACCAAGGCCAUGGAAGGUCUGUACUGUGACACAAGUUGAAGAAGUGAAGAUCCUAACCAGAAUGUUACCCAUACUAGCCAGCACCAUCAUAAUGAACACUUGUUUAGCACAGCUUCAAACAUUCUCAGUCAGUCAAGGGAGUGUGAUGAGCAAGAAACUUGGUUCUUUUGAAGUGCCUUCACCAUCCAUACCUGUUAUCCCCCUUUUUUUCUUAUGCGUACUGAUUCCAAUUUACGAAUUCAUCUUCGUGCCAUUCGCGCGGAAGAUCACUAACCACCCCUCUGGUGUUACACAGCUUCAAAGAGUUGGUGUGGGGCUGGUACUUUCUUCAAUUUCUAUGGCAGUAGCUGGGAUAAUAGAAGUAAAAAGGAGGGACCAAGCAAUAAAAGACCCAUCAAAGCCAAUAAGCCUAUUUUGGCUAUCCUUCCAAUAUGCUAUAUUUGGGGUUGCAGAUAUGUUCACUCUUAUAGGACUCCUAGAAUUCUUCUACAGAGAAGCACCUCCAACCAUGAAAUCACUUUCAACUUCUUUCACAUAUUUGUCCAUGUCUCUUGGUUACUUCUUGAGCACAGUCGUUGUGAGUGUCAUUAAUACUGUUACCAAGAGGAUUACUCCAAGCAAACAAGGAUGGUUGUAUGGAAGUGAUUUAAACAAAAACAACCUCAACUUGUUCUAUUGGUUCUUAGCAAUCCUGAGCUGCCUUAAUUUUUUCAACUUCCUUUACUGGGCCUCUUGCUACAAAUACAAAUCUGAAGACAACAGCUGUUCAAAGCUAAAUGUGAAGGCUGUAGCUGAAACUACUGCAAUAAUGGUUGUUGAUGAGAAAAAACAUGAUAAGGAAGACAUGAAGGAUCAUGGAAGCACCCAAGAUCUGAGAGCUAAGGCUAAAGAAAGCAACCAAACCAGUGAAGCCAAUACUGAGGGACCCUCUUCCUCUGAUGAAACAGAUGAUGGCAAACAAAAAGAAAGAAACUCUAGGGAAUGGAAGGAUAGAUAAGGUUAGGAGGCUCAAGACAUGAUUUGAUAUUAAUGAAUAGAUAUAUUAAGGAGGGAUGUGGAAAUAGGUAGUGAUCGAAAUCUCUCUUAUCCUACAUGUAUGGUUUUGUGUAAUUGAUUGGUAAUGUUGGCCCUGGCACUAUAUCUGUGUGUCUGUAUGUGUGCAAAGUUAAAGGUUUUCUUUUCUUCUUUUAACUUUC
This is a messenger RNA of Lotus japonicus, 2286 nucleotides long. RefSeq names its product protein NRT1/ PTR FAMILY 4.5-like. Gene Ontology annotation, biological process: transmembrane transport. The transcript is spliced from 6 exons. Gene Ontology annotation, molecular function: transmembrane transporter activity. Gene Ontology annotation, cellular component: membrane. The record is from RefSeq and is a predicted model, not a curated record. Lineage: Eukaryota; Viridiplantae; Streptophyta; Magnoliopsida; Fabales; Fabaceae. The coding region runs from base 222 to 2087 and encodes 621 amino acids.